This is a messenger RNA of Pocillopora meandrina, 6405 nucleotides long. The record is from the annotation of a GenBank genome assembly. Lineage: Eukaryota; Metazoa; Cnidaria; Anthozoa; Scleractinia; Pocilloporidae.
UCGCUACCAACUGUCACGACUGCUUCGUCCUCUCCAAAGACUGGACAGCAGAAAAGUAUCGUCGAGGUGUUGCAAGAUAUUCAAAAGAGAAUCCAGGUUUGCAUUCAAGCUUAGUUAUCAUUAAUUGAAGGGGCAAUUAUUGGGCAGUAUAUUUUAACGAAAGUGGGCUAUGUUUUGCUAAGGAAAUAGGAAUUUAGUUUCUAGCCUAACUAGAUAAGGAAGAACUCAGCAAAUAUCAGUGUCGGGUUAUCUGAGGGGUUCCGUACAAUUUUCGUCGGCAUGAACAGAUACAUGUAAAUAUUCGGGAUACUAUAUUUUCGAAAUCACUUCAGAACAAUGAAGAUAUUGUUGAUUAGGGAGAUGAAGUUGUUGAACUUGUUAGUUUUGAUAAGAAGGGAGUUAAUCAUAUUACAUGAAAUUGCAGUUAUACAAACCAAAACUAGGGUUUUACUUGACGUUCGAAAUCAAAAUUGCCGUUAAUUUUGCAAGAUAUCAAAAUCAGUGUAAAGUUGAUAUGGAAAUGUGACCCUUUGACAGUGAGCAGCAUAUAAUCUCUCCUUACAAUAUCACCCCUGAAUCACACAAUAAGGUCACAAGAAUGAAGGAACUGGUCACCAACUAAACAAGCUCUUGAUUGUUAAACAAAUUCUCCUUGUCAGCACAAAAGAAAUGUCUGAUGUUACAUGUGGUCAUUUGUUGCAUGUGUGGCACUAGAAAUAUCAAGUUUUAGACUAAGAUUGAUGAAUUUUUCAGACAGAUGCUCUACCAUUGAAAAGCUUCAGAGGACUUAUUGAUGAACUUGGCUUCAAACUAAGCUUAGCUCAUUAUAUUGCUUGCUUGUCAAAUAUGUUGUAAAUAUCAGCACAUACCUCAAGGGUGUAUUGCCUUCUCCUCAGGGAUAUGGCCCAGGUCCGUACACUCCAGAGCAAGCAAAGGAAGUUGAACGGCUUAAGGUUCUUUUUCGUAGACUGAAGGCAGAAAAUGAAAAGGUAAGAAAACAUUUUCAAGGACUGGCAUUUCUGUAGUUAUUUGAUUUGUGACUACCAACAUUUUCCCCUUCCAGGUACUAGUUGAAUAUUUUGAGUUUGAACUGUAGUUGGUCCCUUGUUGUACUUGCCUUUGGUCUAAUUAGCCAUUGUGAUUGCUUUGAUUGGCUUUAGAUUUGUAGAACUGAAUAAAAAUCGCCUUUUAAAAGGUUGUUUACAUAGCAGAAAAAAUUGCAUAUGGAUGCAUUUAGAAAUGACCACAGAUCCAAAGUUUUGCUAACUGUGCAUACUGAAUUAUUUAGGAUGGGUGUGGAGCCAUGUUUUUACCAAGGUUUUUGGACCAUAGGCAUAGACAUCUUUGGCCCAAAAACUUGAAAAGAACUUGGAUCCAAACCACUUUGUUUUAUCUAACCUUGAUCAGAUGUGCCCAAACAUUUUCCAACAGCAUUUACUUGUUGAUUUUUUAGCAAAACUCCUUACAUGUCAGUUUCAAAUCCCAAGAAUCAUCUCCAUACAAAGAGAACUAAACCCCGUAAGAACCUCAAUCAUGAAUGAAAAAAUUGUCCUCUGAAAAGGAGUAAAUAUCUGAAGGGUGCAUAGUAUGUAUUAUGUAUGCAAACUGCACCCAACCUGGUGAUCAAGAUACAAUGUCUGAGUGGUGAGUGAGAUUCUUCCUUGGGAUCAGAAAAAAGAACUGCAAACAAAAACAUAUCAAACUUGAUAUUUUUCUAAACCAAUUGUUUUCAAAAGGCAAUCCAGGAAGGCAAGAUAGCUGUGAUGAGAACAACAACUGUCAUGACACCUGUCACUCAGGUCUUGGUACCUACUCAUGUGGCAGCACCCAACACCAUGCAGAUGACAAAGAUUGCUCCUGCAACCACAGCAUUACCAAACCAACAGACUACUGUCCUUCCUGCAACCACUGUCACUGGUGGGAUCCCUGUUGGUCAGGCCUCACUGGCCGCAAAGACUAUUCUCCCUCAGACGACUACUUUGCAACCAAUUCAGCCUCAAAAUGUGGUCAUUAAUCCAGCAUCCAUUCAACAGCUUCAGAGAACUGCAGAUGGAAGUAAGGAAGGUUUAUUCACAUUUGGUGCUACCAUAUUCAUUUUAUUUGAAAAUUGUGGGACCAAGUAGUUUAUGAGGGGCUCAUGAUCAAAAAGUCAGCAUUAGAAACUCAAGUUGUGCAUAUUCAAACUCAGAAAAUGGUGAGGUUACCAGUAUUUCCAAUUUCUUUUAUUGUGGGCCAGAUUUUCUCCUUCACUCAGUUCAUGUAAAGAAUUUUGUUUUCUGUUCAUAAUUUCAGUAUUCUCAGAUACAAUAAGAUUUGACUACUUAAGCAUUGGCUGAAAUUUUGCUAGUUCUGUUGCUCAGUUCUUCAUUUCUGAAAUGGAAUAUGGCUUGUGUUGAAAAAAAGAAUGAGCUUCUUAGCAAUUUUCUUUUAAAACUUGUUGAAAACAGUGCACUUUAAUUUCUGCCUCAUUUUACAUUUUAACUGCAGAAAAAUAAGAUACAAACCAUUGAGUAAAAAAAAUUUAAGGUGGGAUAAUAUUCUAAACUAAGAUAAAACAUUUUCAAAUAUAAACAUCAUAUAAAAUUUUUUAUUAACAAUAAUUUCUAUGAUAAAUUAAAUUACAGUUCAACGUACAGUGAAGUCACCUCAACCUACCACUCUUCAAGUCACACAGACUCUAGCACCUGGACAGCAGAUAGCAGUCAGAACUGUCACCCCAGCACAACCAGGACAAGGCAUUAAACCCACAGUUACUCUCACAAACAGACCCAUGCAAGGUUUGUGGCUAAGUUGCUAUAUAAUGCAUGUUCUUGUUGGCUGAAACAGCAUGCUAUAUCAGAGUACAGAUUCACAGAGUCAGAUUUGUACAAUGGCUGACAAAUUCCCAGACUUCUCUCUCUGUUUUUUUUUUCUUUUCUUUUUUUUUUUACCUAAACAUCUUGUAUGAUGUGGAAAAUAAAUGCGAAAACAAACCCUAAACUUCAACUGAUACAGAAUAACCUGUAGGUAACAGCAGAAAUCACAUGGAGAUAGAAAGUGAAAUUUUAGAGCAACUUAGUUUAGAUGAAAAUAUGCAACAGGUUAGCAUGCUGGUAUGUAUUUAUACUUUCGGGCGGAAAGAGACAAUGUGAAAAUAGUGUCUCAUGGCAGCCCCCACAUAUAAACAAUGUUAAGUGUGCCAUUGUUCAGGUUCAUACAUCUUCAAUUAAGACAGAAUCAGAAAUAUGGAUGUUGGAUUAGACUUCCAGAUGUUCUUGUCAGGGAGUAUUUUGCACAUCAAGCCUAAACUGUGGCUUCAAAGAGGAAGGCAUUCACGAUAACAGAGCAACCUGUUAUGAAGAUCUUUCAUCAUGUCUUCAAAACUGACCCCUCUAUAUUUUUUUUUAAUUUCCCCUCAGUGGCUUCAGGUGUGACCCAGACUGUAACUCUACAGAGGCAUUUAGCACCUAACAAGUCCCCUGUUCACAUGCCAAUCACACUUGCUCCAUCGGGGACAGUAUCUGCAGCUGUACCAUCAGGGGGACAUGUUACCAACAUCGCACCAGCACCAAUAUCAGCUGCUGUGUCUAAAGGAAUUUCAACACAAGCUGCUGGUGAGAAGCUGUAUUUAUAAGCAUUAUUCCAAGGAUCUCUCUUCUUUUCACUCCUUUCUCACUGUGUUUGAUGGAAAGUGGGGAAGGGGGGGGGGGAAGAGAGGCCUUUGGAACAAGGUUGCUUAAAACUUAUAACGAAGAUCAAGUGAAAAUGAAGGUGGCAGAAAGAGGCCUGUGUUUCGAAUUUGUAAUGUCAUCUCAAACGAGUUAUUUAAAAGUAGUUUUGGACAUUUAUUUGGCAAUUGCUAUGUUUUCCCAGUUUGUAUCCCAAUGAACUCAAGCUUCUUUGAUUUUUUUAUUAAAAUAAGCAGCAAAAGAACAAUUGGACCUUGUUUUCUGUGCAAGAUGAUAACAAGAGUGUUUGACAAUUUUGUAGCUCUCAGUUAGUACAUGCGCUAUGAUUGGUCAAUUUAGCGGGCCGUAUUUCACCGUACUGCCCGUUAGAUUCAAAAGUUUGUUUUGGUCGAAUAUACGUGCAUUUACUUUGAUCUCUGAUUGGUUCCUAGAGAUUUAACCUUCGUUCUGAUUGGCGGGGGUGAAUGGUUUGCUUUUGAUUUUACAACUAUCAAUUGAAAUGCUAUCUUUCGCUCAGUUUUUUUUCCUUAGUUCUAAUUUGUUUCACGUUAUCUUUAUCACUAUUCAUUUCUAGGAACAUCCCUGAGGGGGGACAGUAGUAGCCCGGCACCGAACCAAGUUCUGACCAAACGACGACUGCAAGAUUUGCUUCGCGAGAUUGACCCUCGAGAACAGAUGGACGAUGAUGUUGAGGAUGUGAGUUUCUUUUUCCCCCCCCCCUCCCCCCCGUCCCUUUUUCUUUAUUAUAAGGUUGUAAGCAAGUGUGGUGUCUUAGAUACUUUCAAAAACUACUUACAGUGUUAGUGAGUAAUGUUGCCAAACAAAGCUCCAAGGGGCAGCUCUGUACAAGCUAAGAAUAGACAAGCAGCACGUUGUUUCUGAUUGUUCAUCGUACGUCCGAUUCAUCGACAUAGCCUGGGGUUAUGAUGAGUGCAAAUUGGCAAAAUUCUUGUUUUCAGCCUUCUUGGCCAGACAAGCUUGAUCAACUAAGGAUUUUAUCCUGGCCCAAAAGGUUACUACAAAGAAUUUUGCUUUGUUACAAAAUAAAUUCAAGAGAUUUGUCCUAUUUGGCUGACGGUUGCAGCGUUUAGUGACUCUAUUCCUGUCAAACUUUUGGCGAACUUUUAACCCUAAGAUGAAACCAACUUCUCAGUACUAAAACUGUGAGAAGUAAGGGGAAUGAUUUAUUAGAUAUUGAGAGUGAAGUGGUUAAGCUACUGUGAGGAACUUCUAAAAAUUUUAAGACUGGUUUGUUUUCCAUGUUACAGCUGUUACUGCAGAUUGCAGAUGACUUUAUAGAAAGUGUUGCAACGGCUUCCUGUCAGAUCGCUAAGCAUCGAAAAUCAAACACAUUAGAAGUACGAGAUGUUCAGCUGCACCUAGGUUUGUAUUUCACAGAGUUCAAUCACGAUUAGACUAUUCUCAUCAACAUAUUUCUUAACAGUGCAUGUGUAGGUAUUAAGAGACAUGCUAGUGUAAUGGUUACUACGCCGGACUCCCGAUCAAGAGGUCUGGGGUCGACCCCCCACAGGGGUCCUUGAGUUGUGCUCUUGGGCAAGAGAUUUAACUCUCGCAUUGCUUCUUCCCCCCCCCCCUCACCCCACCUCCCCCCCUGCACGAAUAUAAAUUGCUACCAGCAAACUAUAAAGGAAACAAGGAAACAUAACAAAAUGCUUAGGUAAUCACUGCAUCUUUUUAGGCCAAAAUAAUUAAACACUUGUCUUGCACUGAGUAUCUCAACUAGUAUGUAUAGUCUGUUAUCUUAUUAUUUUUGUUUUGGUUGUUCUGUGUACAUUUUAUAGAAAGGUGUUGGAACAUGUGGAUCCCUGGAUUUGGUAGCGAUGAACUUCGACCGUUUAAGAAACAGGCCACUACAGAAGCUCACAAACAGGUCAGUGCAAAAAAGUUGUUUCAAAUUCUCGCCGUUCUUGUCAUAAUAGGGUUAAUUCACAAUUGUAAGAAAAUUUUUGCAACCAAUAUAUUGGCUGUAACUUACAUGGACGAAAAAUAUCGAAAUAAAGGCUCAACUUUAAAACUGUUUGGUGCAAUUCAGAACAAUUUAUUUAGGUUGUGGAAGAUUGAAAAAAGAAAAGAUUAAAACGGAUUUUGGUCAUUUGAAAUACCAAGGUAGCCAGACUUGGUUAGAGUUUAUCUCAAUUUGAAUAGAGCUGUCGUUUAUACUGUCUGAAACAUAUAUCUUUGGUGUUCGAUUGCCGCGGCUUUUCAAAUAAAUAUCAGUCACCAAUCUGUCAAACUGAAAUUCGUGAAGGGUUAUUGGAACGGAAUUUUAUAACUAAUUGAGAGGAAAAUUUAGUUUGUCACCGGAAAUAAUGUUCCAACCCAAUAACGCCGUCACUGUUUUAUUGCCAGGGUCAUCUUAUUCUCUAGUAGAGAGGAGGAUUAAAUGGUUUAAAGGAGAGGCGUCUCUUACUUAAAUGAUUCAUUGUUGACUUUCUUAUCCGCGUCACUCUCUCUCCGUUUUACGAUCUGACUUGGACUGGGAUGCUCUUUCGUGUGGCAAAGUUCCUUAUCACAGGGCUAAUUUCGUUGAAAAGUAUCAUUGAUUGGUUUGUUUUUACGUUGUUUCUGAGAUAUUUUCCGCCACUUUUUGUAUCUUGCAGAGGUUGGCCUUGAUACGAAAAUCGAUGAAGAAGUAAUACAGACGCUAUGUUAUCUUGUACGUAAAUUGUUAUUUAUGAUGAUGCACGAUAUAAGAGGUGCUGGUUUUAUUGUUUAA